Molecule: messenger RNA, 4815 nt
Organism: Alternaria atra
Lineage: Eukaryota; Fungi; Ascomycota; Dothideomycetes; Pleosporales; Pleosporaceae
Exons: 4
Coding region: 1-4815 (1604 amino acids)
Source: RefSeq, a predicted model, not a curated record
AUGACGAAAAUCCCCGCGCAAACAAGCAGCUCGACUGACCUCGGUCGGCUAUGGGAGAAAGCAUUGGAAGAGUAUCGGAAGGAAUGUGGAGAAAACCUCAAGGGCAUGAAAGCGAGCAAUAUCAAUGAAGUGAUGAACAAGGUCAACGACGGCAUGGAGAAUUUCGGUACCUCUAGACACAGCGGCGGUAAGGGAGACAGGUUUCGACAAGCCAUGGGUGAUCAUCUCGGUAGUAUGCAGAAAUGCAUUAAUGGUAUGGCUGAGAUUGGAGCUGCUGCUGGUGCGUUUCCACCCGCAAUGCCAGUGGGUCUUAUAUUCACGGCUGCAAGUGGCUUAAUAUCGGCGUUUUCAGCUGUUAGGGCAGAGUAUGAUCGCAUCGAAGAGUUUUUUGGGUACUCUUCGCGAUUCUUUGAACGACUAGCGAUCUGUGAAAGCCGGGCAGACUCCGAUGCGGUCGCCAUCGCUAUUGUUCGAGUUUUUUCACAGCAACUGACCGUAUGUGGAAGAGUGAGAUACCUGAUCCAAGGCAAAGGCAAGCGUAUAAAACAGUUUUUCAAGGCUUUGUGGGAGGCAGAAGACGAGACGCUGACAACCGCGUAUGCUGCAAUGCAUGCUUCAAUUGAAGAGCUCGACCAGGCCAUAGGGUUUGAAAGCUACAGUGCCAUCAGAGAUGUCAAGGAUGACAUGGCCAUCAACAGAUCCAAAAUGGACGUCCUGGAUGUCAAACUGAGUUCAUUUCGUAAAGACCUUGGGCAAGACAUUCAGCAGGUAUAUGCGGAAAGUCUGAAGCUAGAAGUCGUGAUCAAAGACGGGUUCUACACUGUGAACACUAGACUGGACGAGAGCAUUGCGUUGAACCACAAGAUUGCUAAGAACCACGAGAAGUUGGUUGAAAGUCAGAACGCGAUGGCCAAAAUGCUCUCAGAGCUUUCCAGGCAAAGACAUGGCCAAGGGAAACCACAGAUGCAGGAUCCAGAUCCAAACAGCGAUGCCAGUGGUGGCAAUUUUCAAGCCUUGAGAGAGAUCAAGAAAUUCUUCACUCGAAAUCAAACCACCUUCCCUCUUUGGAUGGACGCCCAUCGAGAGAACUUGGCCAUACAUGAAGACCUGUGCGGCUCGCGGGUUCAGAAUACUGCCCAAUGGGUUUACGAACAUCAGAGCUUCAAGAAUUGGGUGGAUGGUAAGGAUCCCAUACUUUGGCUGAAAGGCACCGAGGGCGUUGGCAAGUCAUUCCUCGCACAAUCCAUCGUCGAAAAUCUGAGCGAACGUCAGGAUGAGCACAUCUGCGUGGCUUACUUCUAUUUCAAAGAGGAGUACCCUUACAUGCAGUCAAGGCAGAACGCAUUCGCCUCGGCUACACUUCAAAUUGCGGAUACCCAUACCAAAUAUGCCGAACAGGUAGCAGCUGACCUCCAGGAGAGCGCUGAAGACCUGAACGAAAUCUCCACUUGGAAGCGAUUCUUUCUGUCAAGAUUCCCAGGCGGUGAAGAGGCUACGGACCGUCUAUUCCUUGUCUUCGACGGUUUAGACGAAGCUUACUUGCAGCCUGUAGGGGCUCUGUCAUGGUUUUUGAGGGAUCUGAAGCGUAAGAAUGCCAACAUCUCAGUUCUGGCAACUAGCAGACCAGAAGAAACAGCCGUACUCGGCUUGCUCAACCCUUCCGUCAUCGACAUCAGAAAGGAGAACAUCCGAUUUGAUAUCCGGGAACUUGUGAAACGCCGCCUGCAGACCCUUCCACGCGUGCGCAAGUUCAGCCCAGCUAUCAAAAAGACUAUCAUUCGCAAGGUAGUGCAGCAAGCUGACAGCAUGCUUUACGUCGAGCACAUGGUCAGAAGGUUCGCGUCAAUUGGCCGCGGUCAAGCGGUCUUAGAAGAGUUGGAAAAGAUGCCACGUAGUCUACAUGAUCUCUACAGGCUUCUCCUGGCGGAAUGUCGCCGUGGUCGCUCGGAUGCGCAAUACCAAGCCAUGAAGAGGCUGUUUGCGUGGCUGGCAUUCUCGAAGCGCUCACUCAGUCUAGCUGAGGCGUCAAGUUUGGUCCAGCUGACAUUAUCCGACGACACAUUUGACGUCGAAGAGGAGGUAGUUGGACGUUCAUCCCGAAUACUCGAACUCAACCAGCCCCGACAGACCUAUGGGGACACCGUAGAUGGCGACGAAGAGGAUGCUGAUAUCGACAGCGUGGAGGACGACAUCAUUCCUGAGCUUCAAUAUCGGAAGCUGCCUCUCGCUUUCCAAGAUCGGUCUCUACGGCAAUUUUUCACGAGUGCGGGUGUCGAAGCUGAUAGCGAGACCGAGUUUCGAACACCUGCUACCGCCGCGCAUCUCACUAUCCUCCAGAUGUGCAUGGAAAUCAUGAUCAAGGCAGCUGAGAGCUCGGGGAAUCAGCAAAGCUCUGAGCUUGCAAUGUACGCGAUACAGAAUUGGUACGAACAUCUGGAGGAGCUGGAUGUGAAAAGCAUGACAGAUGACGCCAUCCGGCAGGUAGUCACGUCAUUGUACAGCAUCACGCAGAACCAAAACAACUUGGCCAAGUUGUUCGAGAGAUUGGCAAGGCCUACAGAUAUCUAUCCGGAGCGGGCCGAUGGCAUCGCUAUUCCCUGGAUUGACAUACUUCUCCCCUGGCUUGCCAAGGCCAAGCCACGUGUAGCGGAGUCUUUGCAAAUUGAAGUUAGAGACUGGAUACGCGAAGUCAAGUGCACCAAUGUUCUGCUGCCCUUGGCCAGGGGGCAUGUUCAGAACUGGUUAAAUGCGACCGAUCAAGUGUGGAUCCUUGAGAAGUUUCGGUUUGCCAAAGCGGCUCUUCUUCUUAUGGAUGACUUUGAACCUAACGACGCCGAGCCACUCCUGGAUAUCAGAGCCAUCGAGGAGAAAAGAGAUGUCCCCAUUGCUUGCUACAAAGCAUUCAGGGCUUUCGGAACGACACUGUCCGACUACGCCUACCGAGAGCCAAACAAAGUGCGCCAAAGGAGAUGGAUGGAGACGAGUAUCGUGUACCUGGAGCAGAGUGUCACUCUCAUGAAAGAAGACAAUCUGGAAAAGGUGGCAGCACUUCGCAUAUUGGCAUCAAUGUAUAGUUUGAAUGAUCAGAUUGCUGACGCAAUCAAGUCGUACGAUCAGGCGUACGCAAUGUUGCCCCCGCACGUAAAGGGACUAUCUCGAGAGGGUCACGCAGAUGUCGACGACGUGAGAUUGGACAUCUCCAUCGCCAAGGCGGGCGCGUACGCGAAGAAAAGCGAUACGGAAAAUGCGGUGCGCAUGUUCAAUCAAGCCAGAGGUAUAUUGGGCGAACAGUCUGUGGUGGGCUCCGUUCUAGACGACAUCACUCUCUUGUUCACCGAAGACAAUGACAAAGAUGGAUCCAAGUUGAUGAACGUACUUGCGGGUUGGACAGAGAGAGAACGAAACAGUUGGUUCUUCUAUUGUUUUGAGACAAGCAUGGGCCGGGGCGCACUGAUGCGUAUGUUGAGAGCCGCAAAACUGGCCAACAAAACCGAUGCACUCCUCUCCUGGCUGUCAACCUUGGCCAACAAGAUUCCGGCCAACAGCUAUUACCUGUUCAACGUCAAAGCCGCGAUUGCAAUCAUGUAUCACCCGGUGCUAGGCGAUAUCGAGAAAGGCAGAAGCGUGCGCUUUGAGAUGUUGGAGAUGGAACCGAAGCAUGACUCGUGGUACAAAGACAGCAUGAAGGCAGCGCAAUCGGCAAUCCGCUCGAAGCUUGCAGACAUCUCUUUCCACGAGUUCCAGUUGUCUAUCGACCCUAAGAAGAAGGAACAGUUGAUCGAGGACCUGAAGCUUUCUCGGAACGCAGACGACGAAAAUAGCAAGCAAGACGACAAAGACAACACUUCGGGCACGCACAUCACUAUGCUUCGCACGAAUAUGCUUCGCAUCAUGGGUCCCGCGAUCAAGUACCAAAAGUACAUGAAUGAGCUGUUCAACGAGUGCAUGCGCGGCCUUGAGGAUGACUCUGCCUGGAACGACUCACGCAACCUACGACUGCUAGCCAAGGUCCUCGCCUCACUGGACGGACUGGAGAGAGAUGCGAUGAUCGCAAGCUCUGCGCAGUUUUCCGUCCUGGACCGUACCCUUUAUGGGGAGGGCGCUAAUUUCGAUAUCGCGGAGUCAGCUUCGGACUCGGAGAAUAUUGACUCAGACGCUAAUGACGAGGCGACAACGAACAACGAGAUUGUCGAAGCAAGCAUCGAGCCUAUACAGCUUGUCACGAACAGGUCGAUUUCGACGUUGGUGCAAACGACGGAGUCUAUUGUACCUACAUCACAGGCUCUCAUCGAUACGACGCAAUCCCUCGUACCCACGACACGUACUCUCAUCAAUACGGCGCCAGCUACUACGAACGACGACUCAGUCCAAGUCGUGAACUGUGUACCCUCCCUAGAUGACAAGGCUCCCACCAUCGCAACCAUCACCAAAGCCGACGAAGAUCUCAACGGCGUCAAGAUCGGCUGCGACGGCGGCUGCGGCACAUUCAUCGACUCCUGGAGUCAACCAUUCUUUUUCUGUUUGGUCUGUCCCAACUGUGAUCUCUGUCAAGAGUGCCAUAAGAAACGCUUGAAGCAAACGGCAGGCGAGAUCCCAGAGCCGUGGCUUAGCUUCUGCGGCCCGAAUCACCGCUACAUCAAAGCUCCGAUUAAGAGCUGGCAGGGCAUCAAGAACGGGGUUAUUCGGAUUGAUGGGGAGAAAGAUCGCACGGUGAAGGAGUGGCUGGAUGGGCUGAAGAAGGAGCGGUGGCAGAAGGCCUGGGAUGCGUUUUGGACUACACAGGGUGGGUUGAAGAAUAUUGGGGAUGAAGACUAA